AUUUGCAGUACUCAAAUUAGCUGCCAUGUCUUCUGAAGAAGGGAAGCUUUUUGUGGGAGGGCUCAACUUCAACACCGAUGAGCAGGCUCUGGAAGACCACUUCAGCAGCUUCGGUCCUAUUUCCGAGGUGGUCGUUGUCAAGGACCGGGAGGCUCAGCAACCAGGUUUUGGUUUCAUCACCUUCACCAAUCCAGAGCAUGCCUCAGAUGCCAUGAGAGCCAUGAAUGGAGAGUCUCUGGAUGGUCGCCAGAUCCGUGUGGAUCACGCGGGCAAGUCGGCCAGGGGAACUAGAGGGGGUGCCUUUGGGGCCCAUGGGCAUGGUCGCAGCUACUCUAGAGGUGGUGGGGACCAGGGCUAUGGGAGUGGCAGAUAUGACAGUCGACCUGGAGGAUAUGGGUAUGGAUAUGGAAGGUCCAGAGACUAUGGUGGCAGAAGCCAGGGUGGUUAUGACCGCUACUCAGGAGGAAAUUACAGAGACAAUUACGACAACUGAGAUGAGGCAUGUGCACCUAAUGUAGAUACACAAGGAAUAAAACUUCUGGUCCAGGAUCAUCCUUCCAAAUGGCUGUAUUUAUAAAGAUUUUUGGAGCUGCACUGACACAUCUGUUUUAGUACAUCAACUUCUAUUUUUGAACUGAGCUCCCAAGGUAGCUUGUCACAAAGACCUUUUAGAAAGCUCCAUGUGUUUUCUAAAAUUUUCUCCCUUUUCAAUACUAAUCUUGGGACAUUUGUAGAGUCUGGGUAUUUUCCUUUUACCAGUUUUUCAGUUUGGACUCUCAGGAUUACCGAUUAUGG
This is a messenger RNA of Neomonachus schauinslandi (Hawaiian monk seal), 795 nucleotides long. Its product is annotated as RNA-binding protein 3-like. Gene Ontology annotation, cellular component: spliceosomal complex. The record is from RefSeq and is a predicted model, not a curated record. Gene Ontology annotation, molecular function: RNA binding; ribosomal large subunit binding. Lineage: Eukaryota; Metazoa; Chordata; Mammalia; Carnivora; Phocidae. Gene Ontology annotation, biological process: regulation of translation; positive regulation of mRNA splicing, via spliceosome.